This is a messenger RNA of Dictyostelium purpureum, 333 nucleotides long. RefSeq lists its product as uncharacterized. NCBI's taxonomy places the organism in Eukaryota, Evosea, Eumycetozoa, Dictyosteliales, Dictyosteliaceae. The coding region runs from base 1 to 333 and encodes 110 amino acids. The record is from RefSeq and is a predicted model, not a curated record. Gene Ontology annotation, cellular component: TIM23 mitochondrial import inner membrane translocase complex. Gene Ontology annotation, biological process: protein import into mitochondrial matrix. The transcript is spliced from 3 exons.
AUGGCUGCUAAAUUACUCGCAAAAAUUAUUUUUACCACUGGUUCAGUAUUAGUUAGAUCAGUUACAAUGGCCUAUAAACAAGCCAUUUUACAGGCUGAAAAUGGUAUGGGUGCAGCCGCUGCAAAUUUAGAUGUUAAAUCAAAAAUGUCACCAAUCGAAGCAAAAAAAAUUUUAGGUUUAGAUAAUAAAGAUAAAUUUACAAUUGAAGAUAUUGAAAAUAAACAUAAAGAAUUAAUUGAUAUAAAUAAUCCAAAACAAGGUGGUUCAGAAUAUUUACAAAUUAAAAUUUCAGGUGCGAAACUUUGUUUAAUAAAUGAAUUAAAAAAUAAAUAA